Molecule: messenger RNA, 774 nt
Organism: Trichoderma asperellum CBS 433.97
Lineage: Eukaryota; Fungi; Ascomycota; Sordariomycetes; Hypocreales; Hypocreaceae
Source: RefSeq, a predicted model, not a curated record
ACGCACGAUAUCCUGCUUCAACCAUAAUGCCUACAUAAAAAUGGAUCAAACCUAUAGGCUACUUGUGGACUGCGUCCUCGACAAGUGGGAAGAGAAGAAAGGAAAAGCAACUGCUGCAGGCGGCGGAGAGCAUCUGAUUCCUCGCCUUAUAAUCGCGAUAGCUGGUCCUCCUGGCUCUGGAAAGACAACAAUAGCCAACCAAGUUUCCAAUAUUAUCAAUUCUUUACCAUCAAAGAGGCCCAAAACAAUUGUUAUAUCUGCCGACGGCUUUCAUCUUCCACUCGCUACGCUUCGAAAACUUCCCAAUGCCUCUGAGGCUCUCGCUCGCCGCGGCGCGCCCUGGACGUUUGACGGACAUGCAGCAGUGAGCUUCAUUCGAAAACUGAAGACCAAUUCUCGCCGCCAGCUGGUUCUUGCUCCUACUUUUGACCAUGCAAUCAAAGACCCAGUAGCUGAUGGACUACUGAUAGAAGCUGACGUGGACAUAUGCAUACUGGAAGGCAACUAUCUUCUCUGUGAUGAGCCUCCAUGGGAUGAAAUAGCAGGCCUCGUUGAUGACAAGUGGUUUGUUCAUGUGGAGCCAGAUCUCGCUUGUACGCGAGUUGCAUCUCGGCAUCUUGCUGCCGGCAUUGAAACAACAAUGGAGGGGGCAGUCUACCGCGCCAAGACAAAUGAUUUGGUAAAUGGAGAAUUUAUUGUAUCUAAAAGUAGGGGUAGAUACGAUGUAAUGAUAGAAAGUAUAGAAAUCAAGACUUAAUAGAUAUUCAAUUUGGC